Messenger RNA from Xyrichtys novacula (pearly razorfish), 4410 nucleotides. NCBI's taxonomy places the organism in Eukaryota, Metazoa, Chordata, Actinopteri, Labriformes, Labridae. The record is from the annotation of a GenBank genome assembly.
GAGGACCGCAGAAUGAGCCCGCUGGUUUCAGGAAGUGUAGAAGUUGGUCAGACGAACCUGCUGCAGAGUGUCUGAGAAAAACAUCGGAAUACAAGGUUGAAAAUUUGGAGUUUAGUGCAUUUAACUGGUUUGACAAGAAAUAACCCUCGAUUUAUCGACCUGUCACUGCGGUAAAUUGCGUUUAGUGUCAGGUAUCGUUACGUCGGACAGGUGAGUUUUGUCAUUUCGGUCACUUUUAUGAAUAACUGAGAGAAAAUAAAGUUCAUGUCUCACAAAAAAUUGAAAACAACAUGUGAUUUUCCUGCUGUGAAUAAGAUGCAUGUGAUCGGGCUUUAAGUAUUUAUGUGAAUAAUCACCAGCAGUCAUUUAAUGCAUGUUUUUUCAUCUUAAACCUUCAACAAAAGACGUGUUUAUAUUUUUGUAAUGUUCCUUUAACACCAUAUAUUGAGAAAAAAACGAAGAAAAAGGUUGUCCCCAAGAGAUACAGUAGUUUGUUACUGUGGGAGUGAAUAAAAACUGUCAUUUUCUGUCUCUCUGACCAGAUUUCCCCACAAACAGUGAACAUUAAAACUAAUCUGUGAGCUACUUUUGGAAACUUUAACAGUGUAGUAGUCGACUCUUGUCAGUUUUUCAGUGGCCAGUGUCAAUAAUGAGAUAGCAGGUUGACUAAUAUAUAAUGCUGAUAUCACUUUUUUAAAUGUACUUCAAUGACAAAUGGCUGCAACCCUGCUUUUAAACAGGAAUUUAUUAGACAUUACCAUUUCUUUUCUUUUUUUUUUUCAUCUUGUUCAGCACAUGACCAGUUUGAUCAUUUCUCCAGGCUCAUUCAAGCAUAUCGUUCAUUACCUGUCUUCAAAGGUUUGCUAUUUACUUGAGGCAAUGAAGUAUUUUACUUGGCUACAGGCACCUCUGAUUUCCACUAACCUUCAAUUAGCAUAAGACACUUGAAAGCUCUCUCCAAACGCACAAAAAUGUCUGAUUGGUUUGGCAAACAGGCUUAACAAUCCAUUUAGGAAGUGUAGGGCUGAGCGAUAAAACGAUAACAUCGUCAUUGUUUUCUUCCACAAGCUCCUCCUGUUGGGAUUCCCAGGCGCUCCCACGCCAGGCGAGAGAUAUACUCCCUACACCUGGUCCUGGGCCGUCCACGAGGUCUCCUCCCAGUGGGACAUGUGCUAAAUACCUCUAACGGGAGGCGUCCAGAAGGCAUUCUAACCAGAUGACUGAGCCACCUCAGCUGACUCCUCUUGAUGUGGAGGAGCAGCGGUUCUACUCUGAGCACCUUCCGAGUGUCCAAACUCCUUACCCUAUCUCUAAGGCUGAGCCCGGCCACCCUGCAAAGGAAACCCAUUUCAGCCGCUUGUAUCCACGAUCUUGUUCUUUUGGUCAUUACCCAAAGUUCAUGACCAUAGGUGAGGAUUGGCACGUAGAUCGACCGGUAAAUCGAGAGUCUCGCCUCACGGCUCAGCUUUCUUCACCACGACAGAUCGGUUAAGUGCCUGCAUCACUGCUGACGCUGCUCCGAUCCACUUCUCGAUCUCCCGCUCCAUCCUACCCUCACUCGUGAACAAGAUCCUGAGAUACUUAUCGAAAAUUAAUUUCCCUCAAUAUCAAUAUAAAACAUGGUCAAUAACCUUUUCGGUAGUCGGCAUUCUGCCAUGUUUUGGUAGACCAUGCGAAUAGCCAGUGAAAAGGGGAGUUGCUCUGGGUCCGCUUCGCAUUGAACCAAUCAUGUGCUGAAUUAGAACCAAGUAGCAAACAACGGUCGUAGCAGGCUGCAGCUACACGCAACCAUAGCUCUUAAACACGUGAAGCUGACAGCACUGUCCGUUAGAAAAAAGAAAAUGAGUGCUGCCCCCGACAGAAAUGCAGUUGAAGGCUCAACAGAUGACGACAUCGUCGACAACACUGUUACGAAAACCCUGGUGGUGUGGCGGUAUUUCGUUUUUUUUUAGGUAGGACAUGAAGCAGAGUAAUGUGCACUGCAAAUUAUGUCGAGUACAUGUUCCCGCAAAGUUGGGGAAUACCUCAAAUCUUUUCACCACCUGAAGCAGUUCCACGAAGCAGAGCACGCGCAAUGCAAAAGGUUACGUAGCAAGGAGCCCAUGGCGCCCUAAGUAAGAGUAAUUAUGAUUGAGGUUUUCCUCCUGUUUGAUGAUGUCCUCCCUCUGAUCAGGUGAUGGCUGAACCCAGAAUAUCUUCCAUUGAUGGGAAGUUAGCAGAGGAGUUUGCGGUUCCCUCCCAUGUUGAGGAGGUCAAAGAGAAGAUGACUGUUUUCGCCGCACACCACGCUGCUGCAGGUCGCAGGGUCGUCCUCAUCACAUCAGGGGGCACCAAAGUCCCCCUGGAGUCCCGUACUGUCCGCUUCCUGGAUAACUUCAGCAGCGGCAGACGAGGGGCCUGCUCUGCAGAGUAUUUCAUAGACUCGGGCUACGCCGUCAUCUUCCUUCACAGGCAUCGCUCGCUCUACCCUUACACACGCAUGUUCUCAACCAUGAAUAUGCUGGAUGCCCUUACAUUUAGAGGAGCAGAGGGAGCUUCCAGUGAAUCGGCCGAGGUGGUGGUUAACCAGGAGGUGCUUCCCAGCAUUGCCAGAGUGCUGAAAAGAUACCAAGAAGUGAAAGAGGGCAGACUUCUUUUGCCCAUUGAGUUCAGCACUCUGUCUGAGUAUCUGCAUCUUCUCAAAGCAGCAGCACAGGCUCUCAGCACAAUAGGUAAGAACUGACACAAAUGUUUCGACUGUGAUAUUGAGAUUAUUGAUCUAAUCCACCCUACAUACCAACACAACAUGUUUUUGAAUGUUUAUUCUUCAUAUAGGAUCCAAAGCCAUGUUUUAUUUGGCUGCAGCUGUUUCUGACUUUUAUAUCCCUGCCUCUGAGAUGCCUGAACACAAAAUCCAGUCUUCCAAUGGACCUCUUCAAGUGAGUAAAACACUGAAAAAUGCUAUUUUAUAUGAGAAAUCUGAAAUUUUAAGCCUUAUUGAGGGCAUUAAAGGGCGAUUCCAGCGUAAAAUUAAUUCAGGGUCAAACACACCGUAACACCAAAUUAGACACCCCCUCAAGAGAUGAAUGUUGCUGACUGCUUGCUUCUUUCGUUAUGCCAACUUUAGUAAUGACCGCACAAUAGCAAAACACAGCGGUCUACAUCUCCAUGCACAAACCUCAACCAAAAUGCCACUCUAUAGCCACAAAUAAUGCUCAGAACAGCACCUAACUUCAUCAACAGUACAUACAGGGUCCCACCCACAGCACUAGCCACCAAACAUCUUUUUAGUUUUGCCUGAUUUCUUUAGCAAAGAGACUAAACAUAACUCACCUACUCUCUUCCAGCAGCCGCUUGUUUGUAGCGAGACCUCAGGGCAAGUCUAUCGAAUGCAGCAGGGGGGACGCAGCUCAAGGAAGAUCAUUUAUGAUUAUUACUUCAUGGAAAUACAAUCAGACUGAGACGCUAAGGCAGAAGAACUACCACGUCUGCAGUGCAAAAUGAUUAAUAUGAUGAUUAUUACUUCAAGGAAAUGAUAAAGUAAUGAUCAAUAAUGUUCUUUCUUGAGCUGUGUCACCCCACUGCAGGCGAUGGACUCGCCUGAGGUCCCAAUUUCAUCAGCAUGUUAGCAUUAUCCUCAAAGAGCUGUUGACACUGCUGUAGACACUAAUUCUUGUUAGACUGAUGAAUAGCUGUACUUUCUUGUUCCCCUUUAGCUCAGCCUGAACAUGGUCCCAAAAAUCCUCUCCCCUCUGGUAAAAGACUGGGCACCCCAGGCUUUCGUCAUAUCUUUCAAGCUGGAGACUGACGCCACCAUCCUGUUGGACAAGGCUCGACGGGCUCUGGACACGUACAGGCACCAGGCAGUGGUGGCUAACAUACUGGACUCUAGACGGGGUUACGUGGUGGUGGUGACCCCAGAGACUCAGGUGGAACUGAUCCUUUCAGAGCAGGAUGUAAAGAAUGAGGUAGACAUAGAGGAGAGGAUAGUGAGUAACCUGACUGUGGCUCAUAACAAGUUUAUGAAUCAACAAAACUGACUGUGAUCAUCCCGCCUGCAUGUCUUAGUCAGUCACUCAGCUUUAGGUGUCAUCAGUGCUCGAAAAUGAUCCUGAAUCCUGAUUUUUGCUUAAGUCAUUCUUUCCUUUUCUGCUGAGAUGUAACUUUAUUUUUCAGUAUGUUGUCAAAUUGAACAACUACAUUCAUAACUGUAAUUAUUAACACAUAAUGCCUUCCCCUGUUCUUUACCCGUGCUCUAAAAGUGAGCCCUUGAGCUAAUUAAAAGCUGUCUCUGCUUCAGCUUGUUUGAGGGUUGUAUGAUGUUUAUUCAAAUGAUCAGAAAGAAAAUCCUUUUACAACAGUUGAAUAGUAAGAUGAUUUAACACUAGGGUUACCCAUAAUAAACACAUAUGUGGCUAAUCUUGGUAGAAU